UCUGCAGGCACCGCUGCUCGCUCCCCGAGGAUCCAGUUGACUUCAGGAUGAGGCGGCCCUGCUGCUCUCUGAGCCCGGAUUAACAAGCAGAGAACAGUUUUUUUUUCCCGUCAGCUGAAGCCAAUAAAAGAAACAAAAAACACAAGAAGCACAAGCAUCCCAGUCAGGACGUGCAAUGCUGAUGGAAGUGUGUUACACUAAUGGACUGGAGACUGACCUUUCGCAGCAGUAUCCUCCCCCUCUACUGCCCAAACCAGGGAAAGACAAUGCAAGGCUUCAGAAACUUAAGAAGAAGAGAGCCAAGAAAAAAGGCAGCCUCUCUCAGACGCCCAUCCCCUUCCGCUCCUGUUUAUCGCCUGUCAAUGAAGCCAGCACAGACCUAGAGCACAGUGAUCAGUGCAGCCCACCAAGGACACCAGAGUCACUCUACGUAGCUGACGCCUCUGUCUCCGGUUAUCCCUUUGGCUCAUUCUACGAUCACUCUGUACCUGCAUUCCCUCUUCCUCAGGACAGUCUCAACGGACAAACCAAUAGCUUUCACCCUCCAUCCCACCCAGCUGGGUUUAGGACCUCUGAACCGCAAGUGGCUCCGCUGUACGAGUGCUCCUCUUUCCUAUUUGAUGAUGCUUCUCCCUUCAUAGUUCCACCUUUGACAUCUUCAGCAGCAUGGCAGCAGGUUUCUGCACCACGUCUUCCCCCAGCUUUCAACAUGACAUCAAAUUCCCAUGGGUCAGUCACAACAGUUUCUCCACUUGCCAUUUCGCAUUGCAGCCCAAAAAUAUCAACCCACAGCCUGACCCUGUCCACUGGUGCCGCCAACUCCGGCAUUGACCUAACGCCUUCUCACGUUGCAGGUCUUUCUCCUGUUCCAGUGCCCCUAUCAGUUUCAAACACUCAAACACAGCCAUUCAUUCCCAGCCAGAGGGAGACAAACACUAAUAUAAAGGAUGACUUUCAGAGACAGACAUUAACUAGAGCUAACAUAGCCUGCAUUGGCAACAGUGCUCUUCGGCAGAUGUCUUCUGAGAUAACUGCCUCUAAAAUAUCUCUUGUCGAUGCAGUGAAAGAGCCAAAGAUUGAAGCCAUGCCAGCUAAAAUCUAUACAUCUAAGGCCACAUUUUAUGAGAUAUCCAAACCUCACUCUGUCCAGGAUCUCACAGUGAUGAACCUAGCCCACCAAGGAGCCUCUUUAUCUGGAGGAUUCAGUCAGAAAGCCUCUGUGCCAUCAGUAAAUGCUGAUCAAGAACUGUCUUCACCUUGGAUCCAGAGUGUGAGACCUUCGCCUUUGGCUUUCACACAAGCUCAAAUAUCAACUCCUAUUUUUGAAACAUCAAAACCCAGCCCACUUACAUCCACUGUGAACCCUACUUUCAACUCCUUCCAGGAUUUACAAGCACCAGUUAUUAAGAAAGAGGCACUUAGAGACAAUUCAGCAAUUCCAACUUGGUCUUUGGGUAAACCUUCAGCUGCGACUGAAGCACAAAAGCAAACUGAUGACAAUAACCAAACUUUCAUCAAACAACAAAACGUGUAUAGGGAGAUAGAAAUUCCCAGUACACGGAAGAGUACAAUGAAUCUAAGUUUGGUCACUUGUGAGUCAGACCACAGAGAGAAUAUGAAUAUGCAUGAAUUUCCUGUGGUUAGACCUACAGUAGCACAGUUUGUCAACCCCAACACAGACCAGGUUGCAGAAAGCAAAGCUUCAUCUCCGCCAAAGGUGCCAUCAUUUCUUUCUGUACCAAAAAAUCUCAGCCCUACACCUUUGAUUUCAGUGCAAGGGUCACAAUGUCCAAGCCCAGUGUUCUCCACCUAUCGCCCACCUGUAGUGGAGGCACGCAAGUCUUUGAGCUCACUUUUGGAGACACAAAUGUCAUUAGCAAGCUCAAAACCCAAAUCCCGUUCUACAUAUUACGGACUAACUCCAGUUGAAUAUGCUGCCUAUGGUGGAAUAAGGACAGGUCUUUCCCAUGGCAGUGCUGCGCAUCCUGCCACUGAUGAAAACUUUGACAUCACCCAUAUAGACAAAACUCUAGAGGACUCAGGCGUCUCAAAGCAAGAAAAAUAUUUCAACGGACUUGAGGACAUAACUUCCAUGGAUCACAAAGAACAGUCAUCCCACACAGAAGUACCAGAGGAAGGGAUUUUCACACACUGCAAUAAUGAUAUCACAAGGGAAAGUUGGACUGGAACUCAGGAUGUUGGGAUAGAGUCAGUAAAAACAUCUGCAGUGGAAACAAUAGAACCCAACUUUCCCUUUGGAUUGGCACAGAAAAUAACACUGCAAUCCACAAGUGAUGCAUCCACAACUAAAGCCUCAUACUCAGAGGCUUCAAUACCAAUACCUAAAGCAGGUGAGGUACACACAAAAGGUCUGGUGCAGUUUUCAGUAGAGGCAGGGCAAAAAACAAGCAUUGGCCCAAACAUUUACUCCUCACCUUUGGUCAAAGAUUUAAAUGCAGAAUCACAACCUAAACCAAAAGGAGUAGAUGUUCCCCUCAAACCAUCAAAUCUUGAUCAAACUAAUUUUUUGCCUGAUAAAAUCUGCAUUGCAGUGUCCAAUGUUACAAAUAUAAAUGAACAAUUAGGAAAAAUGGAAAUAAAUCCUACUAAAAUCAAUUCAUCAUUACUCAAUAAUAUAAAUGUUCAACCAGCUGCCACGUUUAUAACAAAUCCAGCAGACUGUGAAACAAAAGUAUUUCCAAACUCUAUAGCCCAGGUACAGAGUAGAUACCCAGAAAGUCAAGUUAUAAAUAGCAGCGCUAUUUCAGGUAAAGAGUCUACUGAACUGGUUUCAGAAAUCCAGCUGUCUAGUAAAACAAAUGAAGGUGUCCAAGACAGAAACGAUGCUGAGUUCAAAUGCCAAAUCAAGGCAAGCAAAAGCAUUACUCUACCAAAUAAAACAAAUAUGGGGAAUACCUUGUCAUCUACACCUGCAAAUACAGAGCACGCUCGUGAAAAAAUACCCAAAGAGCCUCUUAUCCCUACCAGAGGACUGAUGCUUCCUCAUGAGCCUGUGACAGCAUCUGUUUGCUCUGGGCAGUACGAUAUCUGCACAGUAUCCUCACCAAAGACAAGCACAAGAAUUAUGCAUCCACACGGUACAGAAACUCAAGUCUGUACAAAUCACCAAGCUCUAAAAAACAACUUCAAUUUGCUCCCAUCUAAUUUUUUGAAUGCAAAUAUUUUACCAAGUAAACCUACCACAGAAACAAAAACCAACACAAACCAUCCACAUGUGCCAACGAAAGAGCUAGAAAUGCUAACAAUGAUACCUGAGAAUGUGCCUGUAAAUAACAUGGGAUGGUAUUUCCCAAGUCAAGCCAUGCAAGCAGAAACUCUCCACGCAACUUCAUUUACAUCUACAGAAAUGUGUACACAAACUACAAAGAAUAGUCUAAACACUCAAGUGAAUCCACAUUUUUCUUUAGCAAACACCAAAGCAGAAAGCUUUGCACCAAAGGAGAUAGGGAACAUGAGUAUGCCAAUAAGUGAAUGUAAGUUAUCCAAUAAACUACCUGCAAACACAAGUUUAUCCGCACAAAAUGGAGCUACUCAGCACUUGACAGCCCAAUCAAAUGUUGGUUUCCGCAGGAAUGUUGACAAUAUUCUCACAACUGAAAACACAAUUCCAAAUAUACUCCACAUGGAAGCAUCUUUAACAACAUUGGCAGAGUCAGCAGUGAUUGUUAAACCAGCGCUUAAUGUUCAGCAACCUAGUAAAACUAUGGUUCCCCCCAACCCCACAAUGAGGCAAUUCCCACCAAAAAGUCCACAGAUAAAAUCGGACAGAUUAGGCAAUCAUUUUGCGUCAAAGUCUUCAAUGAAUGAGAAAUCAGUUAAUGGGCCUCUUGAGGGUAAAGCGUCUCCAAAUCUUCAGCAUGUGAACAGAUCAGUAGAAGUACCUAUUCACCAAAUUCUUAAAACUACAUUAAAGGAAAAUUAUGCUGUAAUUGAGCCAGUUAUGGAUCCUAAAUGCUUAGCAAGUCCGUCGUCAAAAACUAAAAAUUCUUCAACACCUGCAAUGAAAGCGCAGAUGUCCAUGGCAUCAGGUCAAAUUGAGACUAACAUAUUUGGUAUAAGUGAAAACACUCAACUUGUAAAGCCCAAUCAAAUAUCUUUGCCAGUAAAUACAUCUCAACAGUUUAGUAAUGCUAAUCAACUCCCAGCAAUAUCCCAAACCAAUGUCCCAAAUGAGAAUCCUCAAUCCUUUCCAUAUGCUGUCGUAAAUGAACACUCUACUAAAAUCAUCCAAACUCUCAAAGAAGCUAACAAAGAUUUCAAAGUCCCAUAUAGUCAUCCAAGUACAAAUAAACCAUGGGCAGCAAUAAGAGCUUCUCCAUUACUUGAGCCAAGGGUGAAUUACACGCCACUACAAAUGUACCCUCCUACUUUACCCCCGUCCUAUCAAAGUCCUGUUACUUUGGACAGUUCGGCAAACACAAACCCUUCCCCAACCACUAUAAACCAGCUGAAACACUCACCCAGUACACCUUUUCAAAAUAUUACACCAAACAGUGUGGUUCAGCAGAAUGAGAAGUCAGUCAAAGAAAGUAUCUUAAAACCAGAAACUAAAACAUCUCCACCAAACGACUCUUCGGUCAAUGAGAUAAAACUAAUUUCCCCACUGGGAAACAUGAAAACAAACCAAUUUUCAAACCGAGAAGAAACUCUCUCCUCUCUAAUUACUAAAACUAGCAUGGCCAGUGACUCAGCUUUGAACAGUGCAUCAAUUUUAAAAGCAAAACCGUCAAUUCAGCUGGUAGAAUCAAGACCUUCCUCUGCCAUGGCAGAAACAAAACCCUCAUUAGUAAAGCCAGAGCCUUCAAAGCCUCUCGCCAAUUCAAUCCAGUCUAGUUCGCACUUGAAUAAUGAGAAACCAGUAGAGAAUGCUUCCCUUGAACAGCCAGCAGCAGACACUGUCAUGAAACCGUCCAUAGUAAAAGAUGCUGUGAUUGAUUCUGCCACUCCUACCUCUCUGCCUCAGGCCUCAGUCUCAGUAAAAGCUCCAUCUCCAAACAGAGGAACAUCACCGUCAUCUCAGCUAAAAACUGGACUCAAAGGCAAGGACAUUCUGAAGGCCAUGAGUACACCCAAGGAAACGCCAGCAGUCGAAUCCUUCAUGAAGUCAACGACAUCAACUGCAUCUUCAGCUACUGAGAAAAAGUCGGAAGCAGAGGGAACAUCAAGUUCAUCCACUGAGCAAAAACCAACCCAGAAGCUAAAAGGCCUUAAGGGGAAGCUCAGUGGGUGGACAAGGCUAAAAAAGCACAUGGUUGUCGAGCCAGAGGAACCCCAAUUUCCUGAUCCCGUGGACAAACCUCUGGUCACUCCUAUUGACAGUGACGGAAUAACCAAUAACAUGAUGGACAUGCCGCCUGCUGACCAGGAUAUGAACCAGGAAGUUCUUCAGAACAAAGAAGGACCCAAGGCACUAAAGAUGUGGGAUGCACUCCUCUUCCAAAUGUUCUCUACCAAAGAAAAAAUCAUGCACCAAAUCAAUUCCAACAAGAAAGAUUCAGAAACGAAAAAGGCCUCCAAAGACGACCAGGCAGCGCUGCCAUCGUUUGUCAACCGGCUGCCAGUUUUACUGUACAGCCCUCGGUUUAAUGCCAGGAAGCUGAAGGAAGCAGCAGAAAAGCCGCUGAAUAAAAUAGCAGCAGCUUUUGAAAUAGGGCUGAUAAAACGCAAAUCUCAGGACGAAGAACGUAAGGAUUUCAACAGAACGGCGAAAGGAUUCGGUCCGACUAAAAACACUGAUGUAACUGAUGAGGCUAAUGGAUGAUGUGAUUUAUCCUAUGGGUGAUUUACCACAAAAUAAAAAUUCAGAAGGGCUUACAGAGGAAGGAAUAUUUAAAAAAUGUGAGCUAAAAUUGUUGGAUAUCUGAUUUUCCUAAAUCAAAACUGUUGUAUGUAGUAAGUGCAUCUAUACUUUAAAUAUUUAAAAAUGUAAUCAUCACUUUUCAAAUACUUGUUUGAAAUCUGGUGAUUUUUAAAAUUUAUUCUGAAGAAUGCAAACAAGUCAAAAAAUUGGAAAAGGUUAGAUUACACCCACAAUGUUUUUGCACUUUUAAUACAAAUUCAACAAGGAUGAAAUUUGGGUGACAGUAAAAUAAAAUAAAAAACAUUUACUGUUUUUUUUCAUAGGCAGAUUCUGUUCUCUGUUAAUGGUGCCAUAGAUAUUAUUUGGAAUGCAUAAAUUGUAGACAAAUUGUCAUGCUCCAUUUUUCUAUUUUUCUAAAGUAAAUAAGUUUUAAGUGUGUUGCAGACAGGCAGAUUUUAUUUGCUGUGAUAAAAAGGGCUUUUACAUUCCUGGAUUAACAGGACAGAAUGUUUGUGAAAGAUGGAAAUUAAGACGAAUGAAGUUGAAAUGAGUGGUCACAAUAAUUGUAGGUUUCUGAAAGGAAAAGGGAAUGAAAUGGGCCAAAACAGGUACUUGGUUCGUAUUAGCCUUGCUAGAUGUCAUAGAACUUGAAAUGUUCUAUACUUUAAUAGACCGGCAUUAAAAAUAAAACUAGAAACUGAAAAUUGGUUUUGAAAACGCUGUUGGAGCUAGCACAGCAACAACUUUAGAGCUGAAAGCAGCUUCAGAUGGAUUAUAAUGAAGCUAUUUCUGCUAACAGCCUAGUGCUUAGCCUGUUAGCAGAACGCUAAUGCUUAAGCCUGUUAGCAGUUUAACCAUUAGCCUCAUACAAGCUGUAUCAGGGUGGAUUUUUGGUGCAGAAAUUUAGUUUAGAAACAUGUUCAAAUGUAAAAAAACCAAACAUUUUUUUCACCUAUUUUAUUGUAACUUUAUAUAUUAUUCCCAUAUAAAUAUUGUGGUUUAAGAUAGCUAAGUAAGGGAGCUAGGAAUGGCUAAUCCUGGGAUUCUGGUUACAGUUGAGAUCAGGGACGGCUGGUAUAAGUGGGCUAGUAGGGCCAAGCCCUCCCUGACAUUUACAAUAAAGUUGUUAAAAUAAACAACUUAAAGUUAAACACCUAAAAAUAAAUACAUUUUAGAAAUAAUGUAUCACAUUUUGUUAAAUUUUCAACUGGUUGAGAUAGUAACCAGGAUGUAAAGUUAAAAAAGACGAGCUGGGAUGAAGAUGGUAGUGAAGAGUGUGACUGUAAGAAAGAUCAAGAAGUUGGAAAAAGAUUUUUAAGUAUGGAUAAAUGUUGAAGAUGUUUGAAAGCACAGUUUUUUUUAUUUAACCAUAUAAACCCCAUUGUCUCUAAAACCUUCUUUGAUAAAAACUAUGUAGAAAAAAGAUGAUCAUGAAGUAGUUUUCUAGGUGAAGGUAAAGAAAAUGUAAAAAGAGCAAAGCCCUGUUUAUUACACCAGUGUUUAAUGCUAUCUUGUAAACUGUCUGAUUUUUUUAGAAUACAUAAAGAGCAAAUCUAUUUGUCUGUUUGUCUUAUUUUAUUAUAUCGCCUAUAAUAAAAGUUAUAUGGUUCUUUAUUUGAA
This is a messenger RNA of Gambusia affinis (western mosquitofish), 7441 nucleotides long. Its product is annotated as mucin-17-like. The transcript has 3 exons. NCBI's taxonomy places the organism in Eukaryota, Metazoa, Chordata, Actinopteri, Cyprinodontiformes, Poeciliidae. Bases 176 to 5782 code for a protein of 1868 amino acids. The record is from RefSeq and is a predicted model, not a curated record.